Sporisorium graminicola is the source of this 4203-nucleotide messenger RNA. RefSeq lists its product as uncharacterized. Gene Ontology annotation, biological process: DNA-templated transcription. The transcript has a single exon. The record is from RefSeq and is a predicted model, not a curated record. The coding region runs from base 1 to 4203 and encodes 1400 amino acids. Gene Ontology annotation, molecular function: DNA-directed RNA polymerase activity; DNA binding. Lineage: Eukaryota; Fungi; Basidiomycota; Ustilaginomycetes; Ustilaginales; Ustilaginaceae.
AUGAAGCAGCUCGUCUCCCAGGAUGCGCCCAAAAAGAUCAAGCACAUCCAGUUCGGUGUGCUGUCCAAGCAGGACAUCGUCAACAUGUCCGAAAUCGAAGUCACCACUAGAGAUCUCUACACCAUCGGCGAAGCAGAACGCAAACCUGUCGCAUACGGUACGCUCGAUCGACGCUUGGGUGUCUCGGACAAAAACUCGUUGUGCGAGACUUGUCACCUGAAGAUGGCCGAUUGCGUCGGUCACUACGGCUACAUCAAGCUCGUCCUUCCCGUCUUCCAUGUCGGCUUCUUCAAGCACACCGUCGCAAUCCUCCAGAGUAUCUGCAAGAACUGCGCUACCGUCCUCCUCGAAGAACCCGAUCGCCGAAAGUUCUUGAAACGCUUCCGUCGGCCUAAUCUCGAGAACCUCGAUCGCACCCGGACCUUCAAGGCAGUCAACACCAUCGCUCGUAAAGUCCUCUACUGUCCCAAGUGUGGCUACACCAACGGCACCGUCAAAAAACAAGGCCAGCUCAAAAUCGUCCACGAAAAGUUUCGUGCCAAGAAGACUGCAGCAGAGCAUGACGAGUUCAAGGCUUCCUUUGCCACCAACAUCAAAAUGGGCAACGGCGACAUCUCGCCACACCUCAACAAGGCACAGGAGGAUCUGAACCCGCUAAAGGCGCUCGACCUCUUCAAGCGUAUUUCGGACGAGGAUUGCGAGCUGCUCGGUUUACGCCCCGAGUUUGGUCGUCCCGAGGAAUACAUCUGGCAGUACAUUUGCGUGCCACCAGUCUGCAUUCGUCCCUCGGUUGCUCAGGACGGCGCCACUAACGAGGACGACGUCACAAUCAAGCUCACAGAAAUCAUCUUCACAAACAGUCUGCUCAAGCUCGGACUCGUCAGAGGCGGCAAGGGUACCACCACUAGUCAACUCGUACAGCAGUGGGAGUUCCUCCAGCUCACCGUCGCCCUCUACAUCAACUCGGAGCUGCCAGGUGUACCCACUCAGCCUGGCCAAAAGCCUAGCCGUGGGUUCUGUCAGCGACUCAAGGGCAAACAAGGUCGGUUCCGUGGAAACUUGUCGGGAAAGCGUGUCGAUUUCUCCGGAAGAACCGUCAUUGGUCCCGACCCAAACCUCAAGAUCGACGAAGUUGCCGUGCCACAAAGGGUUGCCAAAAUUCUCACCUAUCCAGAGCGAGUGUUUGAGCACAACAUCGAGCAAUUGCGGCAGGCCGUUCGCAACGGCACAGACGUCCAUCCAGGCGCCAACUACCUCAUGGACGGUAAAACGGGCUUCAAACGUUUCCUCAAGUUCCCAGGUAUGCGCGAGGAGCUCGCCUCAAAGCUGCGCGUUGGCGACAUUGUCGAGCGUCACAUCCGAGACGGCGACAUUGUCCUCUUCAACCGACAGCCCUCGCUCCACAAGCUCUCGAUCAUGUCGCACAGAGCCAAGAUCCGGCCAUGGCGUACCUUCCGUCUCAAUGAGUGUGCCUGCAACCCGUACAACGCCGAUUUCGACGGAGACGAGAUGAAUAUGCAUGUUCCGCAGACCGAGGAGGCCAGGACAGAGGCCACCGUCCUCAUGGGCGUCAAGCACAACCUCGUCACUCCGCGAAACGGAGAGCCCAUCAUCGCUGCCAUCCAGGAUUUCAUCACAGCCUCUUACCUCAUCUCGAAACGCGAUCGAUUCUUUGAUCGAGCGCAAUUCUCGCAGAUCUGCAGCUAUUUCGCCGACGCUGAUCUUCAGAUCGACGUCCCUCCGCCUGCCAUCAUGAAGCCUGUCCGCCUAUGGACCGGCAAGCAAGUCAUGUCGUGCCUCAUCCGUCCCAACCGCAAGAGCCCGCAUCUCGUCAACCUCGAGGCGCAAUGUCGAACUUUCGAGAAGCCAACGGGUGGCCAUCCCAAGGACAUGUCGCCCAACGAUGGCUGGCUCGUCAUCAUCAACAGCGAGGUCAUGUGCGGAGUGUUCGACAAGUCGACCGUCGGUGACGGCAAGAAGAACUCGGUGUUUGGCGUCAUGCUGCGCGACUAUGGUCCCGAUGCGGCCAUCACUGCCAUGAACCGUCUCGCAAAGACGUGUGCGCGUUGGCUCACCAACCAAGGCUUCUCGCUCGGAAUCAGCGACGUCAUUCCCGGUCCUAAUCUGCGCGACAACAAGGACGCAAAGGUUGAGGCUGCCUACGCUGAAUGUCUCGACUUGAUCGAGAAGGCCAAACAUGGCAAGCUCGAGAAUCUUCCAGGUUGCGAUCAAGAGCAGACGCUCGAAAACAUGAUCUCCGGUGUUCUCUCAGGCGUCCGAAGUGACGUGGGCGAGAUUUGCAUGACCGAGUUGAGCCGGCACAACGCACCGCUAGUCAUGGCGGUUUGCGGUUCCAAAGGUUCCAAGAUCAACGUGGCACAAAUGGUCGCCUGUGUGGGUCAGCAAAUCAUCGCCGGUUCACGUGUGCCGAAUGGCUUCCAGGAUCGAUCGCUUCCCCACUUUCCCAAGAAGUCUAAAGACCCGCCCUCUAAAGGUUUCGUGCGCAACUCGUUCUUCAGCGGCCUCGCGCCGACCGAAUUUCUGUUCCACGCCAUCUCCGGUCGUGAAGGUUUGGUCGACACUGCGGUCAAGACGGCAGAGACCGGAUACAUGCAGCGUCGUCUCAUGAAGGCGCUCGAGGAUCUGUCGACGCAUUACGACCUCAGUGUGCGCAACUCGGUUGGCGGUGUGGUGCAGUUCAUCUACGGAGACGACGGAUUGGACCCAGCUGAGCUCGAAGGCAACGCGAUGCCCAUCGAGCCCUUCCGACUGUGGCGCCACUGCUUGGCGAUCACGCACCACGUCGAGGGUCGCGGGCUCUAUCCUUACGAGAUCAUGGAGGUAGUAGAGCGCGAGCUCAACAGCGAUCGCUUCGUCAAGACUUGCACGCAAAAGUACCGCGACUCGGUACGCGAAUUCCUCCGCGAGAACGUGUACAAGCGGGCCGUCCAGGUGCGCGAGGCAUUUGGCAUGUACGGCGCAGAGGAGCGCGAGGAGCAUUGGGACGAGCAAACCGAUCUUUCGAUUGGUGCCGAUCGCGAUCAAUGGGCCAUCGUCAACAACAAGAGCAAGAUCAAGGAGGUGGCAAUUCUCGAAUUCCUUCAGCAGUGUUACAUCAAAUAUAUGAAGGCCAAGAUCGAACCCGGCUCGGCUGUGGGCGCCGUUGGCGCCCAGUCGAUCGGAGAGCCAGGCACGCAGAUGACGCUCAAGACGUUCCAUUUCGCCGGUGUGGCAUCGAUGAACGUCACGCUGGGUGUGCCGCGUAUCAAGGAGAUCAUCAACGCAGCCAAGUCGAUCAACACGCCCAUCAUCGAGGCCAAGCUGGUGUCCGAGAAAUCGGAGCGAGCAGCGCGAAUCGUCAAGGGUCGCAUCGAAAAGACGUACCUGGGCGACAUUGCCUCGGUCAUUGAAGAAGCGUGGGCGGCGCAGUACACGUACUUGGGCGUCCACAUCGACAUGGAGGCGAUCCAGAAACUGCAGCUCGAGAUCACGCUCAACGACAUCAAGUGGGCGAUCGUCAACGCGCCCAAGCUCAAGAUCAAGGAGGAGCGCGUGAUGGUGGUGCCAAAGAAAAACCGCAUCCGCAUCUACGUGCCGCCCGAAGGCGUCGAUAAGGAGAGCGAGGUGUACUACAACCUCAAAGCGCUCAAGCGUGCGCUCCCUUCGAUCGUGGUCAAGGGCAUUCCGCAGGCCACGCGUGCUGUCAUCUCGGACGAAAAGGGCACGCGCAAACUGCUCGUAGAAGGCUACGGCCUGCUCAAGGUCAUGACCACCGAGGGAGUCAUUGGAACCCAGACGCACACGAACCACGUGAUGGAGAUGCAGUCGGUGCUGGGUAUCGAGGCCGCGCGUACAUCCGUCUACCGCGAGAUCGAACACACCAUGUCGGCGCACGGUAUGAGCAUCGAUCCACGCCACAUCAUGCUGCUGGCGGAUACGAUGACGUACAAGGGCGAGGUGCUGGGUAUCACGCGCUUCGGUGUGGCUAAGAUGAAGGACAGCGUGCUGAUGCUGGCGAGUUUCGAGAAGACGACGGACCACUUGUUCGACGCUGCGCUGUUUGGCAAGAAGGAUGAGGUGCUCGGUGUGAGUGAGAGCAUCAUCAUGGGUAACCCGGCGCAGACCGUGGGUACGGGUAUGCCGGCGUUGGUGGUACCGGCGCCUGUGUUGCCACCUCGACGAACGUUGUUGUUCGAUCGCUAG